Molecule: messenger RNA, 10309 nt
Organism: Coregonus sp. 'balchen'
Lineage: Eukaryota; Metazoa; Chordata; Actinopteri; Salmoniformes; Salmonidae
Source: the annotation of a GenBank genome assembly
UGAGGUCUGUUUUAGAAGGAAAAUGGCAGCCUCUUUUUACAUUUUCUUAUCAUUUCCCUUUGACUGCGCUGUUGGAUCACAUUUAAAUGACUAGCUAGUAGCUACAACAACAUGUAUCAUCCUAGCUAGAUACAAUGUAGCAAGAGAAUCUCUGUCAAUGUCCAGCUAAACUGUAACUGCUAACGGUUCAGUCAUAGAUUGGUCGUUGAUGGUGAGUGUGAGCUGACCAGUAUGAUCGUCUCUGUAAAGAAAUAAUUUAAUUGUACGUACCCUUAUUAGUAAGAUUAUAUGCAAUGAGCUGAUUUGUUAACGAGCUAUGUUUUAGCUAUCUGUAGCAGAUAUUAAGAAAAUAUUUGUUGUUUUGCUAUCUAGAUAGAUAGUUAGCUAUCAGUUUUUACUGCGUUCUAUCCUAGCUAAUAUCUAACGUUAGCACUAGCUAGCUAGCACGUAACGUUAGGAGCUAGCCAGUCUAGCUUUACUUUCGUUUUUGUUCUGAUUCUGUCUUGUAUUGUGUAGCCGCAACACCAAAUUUACAAAUCUAGUGAAAUGUAUUUGUUUAUUUGUUUCAACAGCUAACCAAAACAAUACCAGGCACCUCUGCCAACUAUUCGCGAAGAAGAGGUCUUAACUGAGUGUCGGUGCUCCUUUGUAAGUGUUGAUAGUCUCACUCAGGGGCUUUUCUUGGGUUUUGUCCAACAAAUGGAUAAUCUCUUGUCUCAUCACUUAUUUGUAUUUGUUUGAAUGAAUUUUUAAAUCGCUAUGUGUGUAUUUCCUGUUUUCAGCUGUGUUUUCCCCCCAUAACUGUGCCAUGUAGAAGGCAGUGAUUCACCCUUAAAUUUUUGCAAAUGAAAAUGGAGGAUAUGUCUCUGUCGGGCCUGGACAACACCAAGCUAGAGGUGAGUAGUGGACUACACUUUUACCAUCCUAGCAUGGUUGGUAGUUGUUGUCCUACUUUAAAACAGGAAGUUGCUCAUGUAGUUUGUUUUUGUUGCCCUCCACAGGCCUUGGCUCAGGACAUCUACUCGGACCUGGUGGAGGACGCCUGUUUGGGCCUGUGUUUCGAAGUGCAUCGUGCUGUCAAACAGGGCUACUUCUUCCUGGAUGACACUGACCAAGAGAGCAUGAAGGACUUCGGUUAGUACCAGAGAGUGCUUCCUCCUGGGUCUGGUUAUCUGGUUCAUCUCUCUGCCUUUCUUUUGUUAGUUUAUCUUUCAUGUAUGUUCUCGCCUUGCUCCGUAGAAAUCGUUGACCAACCAGGAGUGGAUAUUUUCGGGCAAGUAUACAAUCAGUGGAAGAACAAGGAGUGUGUGUGUCCCAACUGCAACCGGAGCAUUGCUGCGUCCCGCUUUGCCCCUCAUCUAGAGAAAUGCCUGGGCAUGGGGCGCAACAGCAGCCGCAUCGCCAACCGCAGGUCAGCAAGGGGCACUGGACAUGGACAGUGGACACUACACUACAAUGUAACAUAUAGAAAACAAACCAAUACAGUCCGCAAGUGAGUUGGCAAUUCUGAUCAUUUUCUUGAUAUUGGUCUACAGAAUAGCAAGCAGUAACAACAUGAACAACAAAUCGGAGAGUGAUCAGGAAGACAAUGAUGACGUCAAUGACAAUGACUGGUCAUAUGGCUCAGAAAAAAAAGGUGAGAAUUAAACAAGUGUCAAACACUGUCUGAAUGUUGUCAGUAUUAAAGGCACGUUUAAAAAUAAAUAAAUGUAUGUGACUUUAGCUGAACAAACACAUCUAUGCUUGUCUUACACCCCUCUAUUUUCCCUCUACAGCUAAGAAGAGAAAGUCAGAUAAGGUAUUUUUACAUUCUUUGAAACAACAUGUACCUUUGGUAAGUUUCAUUGCUGUUGAGAUAUUUAUUCAUGUUUUGUAUGUCGUGUUUUUGUCCACAUGUAAUUACAAGGGAGCCAAUAGCUAAAAAAUAACCUUAAGGAUUUCUGGUAUUCCUUUGUCCUUUCUACCUUUGUGCUAGGGCCGGGACUAUACCAGUAUCGCGUUAAUCGUUAGUAUCGUGGCAAGGAAACAAAACACAAAGCGGAUUUAACUUAUUUAGGAAAACAGCCCUAAUGUUGGAAACAAACAUUAAGUUGUCAACCAGUCACAUUUAUUUAUUUUACAAGCUAUAGCGCACAUUUUACAAACAGCAGCUUUUUAAAGGACCAAAAGGUUUGGUCUGCUUCAUGUUUUAAUUUUUCCCAUAGAAAGAAUAUUGCCAUACUGGUAUGGUCACAGCCCUACUUUCUGCUUACAAGCAUGGCAAGGAUGAACUUUUUUUGAUUUUUGCAAAUUAAAUUGGAUCAAGGGGUGUGUGCUUCACUUUUCCUGUUGCAUGCCUCACUAGUUGUUUGUGAUAUGUUAAUCUAGAUCAGUGUUUAUCUAAAUUGACAGUUCUUCUCUUUUGUGUAUUAUUUAUUUAGAAUCCAAAUUCACCCAGAAGAUCUAAAUCUCUAAAGCAUAAAAAUGGUGAGUAUACCUCUUUGAACCCAUGUAAGAUGCAGGUGAAGUGACAAACUAUAAGCUAUGUGUCAUCUAAAAUUCCUGAAUCCUGACUGCAUAAUGCAUUUCCCACCUGGAAUGGAAAGAUUUGCCAAUUGAAACACAUGAUUAGAAUGGCAUUUUUCUUUUUUAAUCUUGAAGUGGCAAUCAGCAGUUAAAACAAUAAAAGUGUGCUCCCCGCCCCUUUUUCUGUAAAAAGCUGAGGGAUUGUGGUAGACAUUUUUUGACACUCAAAUUAAUAGACCGUGCUAUGGAUGCAAGGACUGACCAUCCAUGAUAUCAAAGUUAUAGUUUUAACCAUGUUUUGAGGCUAUAUAGUGUUUGUUUACUUUGUUUACAAACAUUGGAGUACAACAAGCUUAUAUGUUGGGUUCUGAUGGGGUGCGACAGUUUAACUAUUUCUAAGUUAAAUUCUUCAAGAAUCAAUGGGUACAUAUCAUUAAUUUAUAAAUCAUAAAAUGGAUGUAGCAACUGCAGAUUGCCUCUUUAAAUGUCAUUUGUCAAUAUCAGUUCUCAAUCAGCUUUUAUUUUACUAAAAUUCAAACUGAUAUUCAUACUAAAUUACAUACAUUUCUGUUUAUAUAAUGCAUUCUGAUGUACAGAAUAUUAUAUGUAUAUGGUCUCAUGGUGUUUUGUUGUUUGUUGGGAGCUAGAAUGUUCUAGUGUUCAGACUCUCUGUACCCUUGAAAUGGAAGUGUGUAGGUGAAGUAGAACAUAGAGCCCACUCCUGAAUACACCCAAUUUAUAGCCCUACUUUGUGUGUGUUUGUGUGCGCGAAAGUAGUUGGCUGAAUGGUUGGGGAUGUUUUACACUCUGGUCGUUUCAGCAUUGCUGGGACCAAAGCCUUGUGUUGCAGAUCAGGAAGCUCCAUGCGUGCUGUUGAGAGAUGAUGCACUUCCUCAGUGAUCGGAAGGGGCUGAUGACUGCCAGGCCAGCUCUAUAAUGCCCUGCCCCACUUCAAUCUAGGGUCAAAGGUCAACACAAGAAGAAUCUGGGAAAGAACCCUGCCGUUUUUAGGGAUAGUAUAUCAGGAAAAGAGUGCCUGGAGUUUGAACUUUCAUUCCUAAGGAAAGGAAAUUAACCUUAACAGAGACCCAAGGUAUCUCCCAAAUCCUCUAUUGAAAACUGUUCAUGCAGCCUUCUGGAUUCUUCUGGAUAGAUGGCCAUUGAAAGAGUCUGCCGCUUAAGUCCAGGUCAAAUGCACAAUGUUAGCAGACUACAGACGUAGUACAGUAUGAAAAGGAUCAGAAGCAGCAUUGAAGAGGAGGAAAAGCCAUUAAGAUAAAUGGCGAAGGCCGACUUCGUGCUCCACAAUCUCCUGUUUACUUGAUGAUUUUAAUUUGACAUUGAUCAUGGUGCAAAGCUAAUGAGCUCAGAAUGACAUACAGGAAGCUGACAAUUGUGUGCAAUAAAUCACAGUUCAGCUUCUAGUUUUCAGUUCUGUGCAUGUAAUAUAUCAUUUAUUUUAUGUAUUGUUUAACUUGUUCAGCACUUGAGUGAAAAUAUCAUGUCAGAUGAUAGUCUGGUCCCAGUAAUGAUACAGACUACAGUCAUGUCUCUAAAGCAGACCAGCUGCUUAUCACUUAGUUUCUCAGGUGCCUCAACAAGUCCUCUUGUGCGUUAUCCUAUCCAUUAUCUACUUGACAUAUUCAUGCUUUUGUUUGCAUUUAUUUUAAUUUUUGUCGUUUUGUAUCAUGUCUUCAUUGAUUCUUGAUUUCCUGAUUGUCCAUGAUUCUUAAAAAGGAGCUGAAAUGAAACGGUUGCUGCUAUCUUUUAUGGAGGGUCAAGGAUGUUCCAAUGUAAUAAAUGACCUGAACUCAAACCACCCCAGUUUGAUUGACCUGUCAUUUGUGGCUUUGGUCCUUAAAGUGCUGCUCAAUUUCAAUCGCAUACAGAUGGAUUAAACCAUUAACAUAUAUUUUGCCUUAUGCUUAUGCAUAAAUAUGCAUGCUAUGGAAGCAUGUACAUUAUGAUCAAUUAUGUACUCUUACCACACUGGUCAAUAGCUGGAGAGAACUUUGCUUUAUCCUAUCAUAAAGUGUCAAUUUACAUAGUAUGUUUUCUCAGGCAUAGGAAUCAAUAGUUUGCUGUGUAAUAUUGUUUUUUUUCCCACAGAGCUCAGAUUGUGGAUAUUUCACUAAAUGUAAUCACUGCUAUAUUUCAUGGUUGGUGGUGGUUGUGUGCAUCAUCUGUGUCUUUGGGAGUCAGUGGCAAGUAGACUGAUAGAUCAUGUGCUGUUCUCUUUUUCAGGGGAGCUUAGUAGUAGUGUCAAUGCAGAUCCAUACAAGGUAACCAGAAUCAAUUGGUUCACAUUUGCUGUUAUACUACAUAUCUAUUAAAGUGUGUUGAUGUCUGUUAUCAUUCUCUCUCCCUCACUGCAGUACAACUAUAACACUGGCAUCAAUUACGAAACUUUAGGCCCUGACGAACUGAGGUCUCUGUUGACAACAGUGAGUCAUUUUCAUUUAUCCAUUCUACCAUCCAUCCACAAGUCUAACUGUAUAUCUGAUCAUAUCUAAAAUCUCUAGACAUUUAUCAGGAGUGUGUAUGACUGGCUUGUCUCUCUAACUAUACUGCCCCCUGUCUGCAGCAAUGUGGAGUGAUCUCGGAGCACACCAAGAAGAUGUGCACCAGGUAAGGAUUACGCCAGACACAGCACAUGCACCCUUUCUAAUACAGUCUUGUCAUUUCCACCUAAUGUACUGUCAGAUACACAGAGUAAACACGUGCACACACAUACCUUUAUCACACAAACUCAUUAAUACUUUUGGUUUCUCAAGUGCUGGCACCAGAUGUUAGCUUGAGUCAAAGUUGCUGAUUAUGAUCAAGAUGAGCCAUUCAGGGUUGUUACUGUGCCAGACAGACAUCUCCCUGGAAGUUUGAUGUCAAUGUACAUCCUGUGUCCAUCCCUCAGCCUGUCCCUUAGUAUGGACCUUGCUAGGUUCUCAGAGGUGUUUGUUAAGCUAGUUAGUUAGGAAGGUCUUCCGUGACAUGAAUGACGUGUGUUCCAGACAAAUGGUAAACCUGUGGCCCAACUCCGUUAUGGAGGCCGCCAACAGACACUCAUGGUUAUUGUUCUGCAUGUUGUUUCUGUGGGAUCUUUAAACAUGAUCAGUUUCAUUGGUGUGUUGUGAUCAUGUGUAGUUGGGACUGACUUUUGGGGUACACAAGUGGCAACUCUAUAUGAUUCUCAAUUAUUUUCCAUUUCCUUUAUAACAUAUUAGAUGAUUGGUGUCAGUUAUUGGCCUUUUUUUUCUUAUCAGAAAUGUAUACUGAACAAAAAUAUAAACGCAACAUGUAAAGUGUUGGUCCCAUUUUUCAUGAGCUGAAAUAAAAUAUCCUAGAAAUUUUCCAUACUCACAAAAAGCUUAUUUCUCUAAAAUGUUGGGUACAAAUUUGUUUACAUCCCUGUUAGUAUUUCUCCUUUGCCAAGAUAAUCUAUCCACCUGCCAUGUGUGGCAUAUCAAGAAGUUGAUUAAACAGCAUGAUCAUUACACAGGUGCACCUUGUACUGGGGACAAUAAAAGGCCACUCUACAAUGUGCAGUUUUGUCACACAACACAAUGCCACAGAUGUCUCAAGUUUUGAGGGAGCGUGCAAUUGGGAUGCUGACUGCAGGAAUGUCCAACAGUGCUGUUGCCAGAGAAUUUGUUUAUUUCUCUACUAUAAGCUGCCUCCAACGUCAUUUUAGAGAAUUUGGCAGUACAUCCAACCGGCCUCACAACCGCAGACCACGUGUAACCACGCCAGCCCAGGACCUCCACAUCCGGCUUCUUCACCUGCAGGAUCGUCUGAGGAGUAGUGGGGAGGGGGAGUGGACCUGGCUCCCAAGUGGGUGGGCCUAUGCCCUCCCAAGCCCACCCAUGGCUGCACCCCUGCCCAGUCAUGUGAAAUCCAUAGAUUAUGGCCUAAUGAAUUUAUUUCAAUUGACUGAUUUCCUUCGAUGAACUGUAACUCAGUAAAAUCUUUGAAAUUGUUGCAUGUUGCGUUUAUUUUUGUUCAGUAAAAUACCAAAUUGUGUUAAGAACUCAGUGAAACAAUUCAUCUUUGAUUGGACUAAAACAGAUAUUUUCCAAUUGGACUAUGUAAGACCCUGAUUGGACACUGCCUGCCUUACGUGGUGAGAGAGUAACUGGACACGGUCAGUGAGCAAACAUUAACCUCUAACCUCCAAACUCUUGACACUUCAUCUGAUUGGUCACUGGCGAUGUCUGUUUCUGUCUCUCUCCCACUCUUGUCUCUGCCGUGGCCCUGGGUAGGCGGGGCCGCUGUGCAUUGUGGGCAGGUGUUUCUCAGGGAUUUGUAAUGCCACGUUGUGUCCCUGCCAGGUCCCAGCGGUGCCCCCAGCACACGGACGAACAGAGGAGGGCCGUCAGGGUGUUCCUCCUGGGGCCGUCCGCGUGAGUGUGCCCCUCCCCCUCCCCUCAGACCGCCAAUGGCUCUGACUGGUUUAUUCCUAGAACUGAUAUAUUGAUUGGUGCAUGUGGUGUCCCUAAAUGUAGAGGUGUUUGCUUGACUUGUUGUAUUGAAUGACUGAAUUUAUUGUGGAUGUUUUGUGCCAGUUAGAUGGACAGGCCUUAUCUAUGAGAGUGGACUAUGUUAGUUAGCUACUGUAUGAGCACUCAUGGCCAACUGUAUGGCCCGUGUAGCUCAGUUGGUAGAGCAUGGAGCUUGCAACGCCAGGGUUGUGGGUUCGAUUCCCAUGGGGGGCCAGUAUGAAAAAAUGUAUGCACUCACUAACUGUACGUCGCUCUGGAUAAGAGCGUCUGCUAAAUGACCCCCCCCAAAAAAAAAGUUGACUACAGUAAGUGUGCUGUAUGGUAGAUUGAAUGGCUCCACCAUGUGUACUGCUGCUGUCUGUGUGGCCAGUCUGAUCUGGUCUGAUCUGAGCGGCUGUUGUCUCUGUCAGGUUGUCUCUGCCCGAUGCAGACACGAUGGUGGAGAGUGACUGCUACGACGCCUCAGACGGACAGGUUCUCAUGAGUCGCCUACAGUGGGACGGAUCCUCAGACAUCUCCCCCUCCGAUUCAGCCUCCUCCAAAGCUAGUAAGACAACCGAAUUCAGGUCCACAUUCUGUACGUUCAUUACAGUGGAAGUCGGUCUCAUCUCAUCCCCCACCUCUCGAUCUCUCCCAGGCACCAACAACUCAGACUCCAAGAAGCCCAAGAAGAAGAAGAAGACGUCUCUUGGCCUAAACAGCACAGGAGGAGGAGGAGGGGGCGGCAGUGGGAGUGGAGGGGGCGGCAGCUCCCAGAGUAGUCUAGUAGGCCUAUCCAACAGAAAGAAGAAGCCCAAGCUUCCUGUUCCCCCUGCCCCCAGUAUCUAUGACAACCUCAACUAGGGUAGUCCUAGUCUGCCCCCCCCCCCACACCAUACCCAGGAAGGUGACUGGAUGGUGACAUGGACUUCUGAGCCAAACUUCAUCCAGUUACCCAGCUCCCCCAGCCUGUCAAGUCAUGGUCUCCUACCUAACAGAGGUACAGAUACACCUGUCGUCUUAGAAACAAAGAUGAUAACCCAUUAACUCACAUCCACUCACUCACACAUUAAUACCAGCUCUGAUUAGCCCAGGGGUUGUAACUUCUCUUUACACAUAACUGGACACAGCACCCCUUAAUUUGAACGCCAUUCUUAUUUGUUUGUUGUUGAAGACAAUGUUUUGCAAUUCCAGUUAUAAAGACACAUGGGUCGUUGAGUGUUCACUAUGUUUUUGUUAAUCAGUGAUUUAGGCUUCAGACAUGGACCAAUCACACUGCUUUUUUGCACUCUGAUCUGUUUUCUCCUGAAAACAGAAAACAUUUACUUUAUUUUUGACUCUGUCUCUGUUUAGGAGGGGACUUGUGGACUAAUUGCAUCACCUUACUACUACAGCGUUGUUAUUGUGGUGGGGAUGUCAGUGCCAUCUUGUGGUUUCAUCCAAUAUUGGGGUACUUGAUGGUGGCUUUAUCCGUAAUAGCAUUGUAUUGCACAGUGGUGUAUGUGUGCGUGCAUGUGUUUACGAAUGUUUGUUGUGUAAAGUUGACUGUUUUCCAUGUUGUGGGCGUGCGUGAUUUCAUUUGUUUUCAGAUAACUAUGCAUCUCUGAAUGUGACAUUGUGGUUGAGUCAGUGUAUGUGUCAUUUUGAAUAUUUAACGUUUUUGGUUUACAUUGACUGUGUCAGGUGAGAAUGUGUAUUUAAUGUCUGACAUGUAUCAUUGAGUGAGCCAGUGUGUUUUUGUAUACCUAUACAUGUGGUAUGAUGACUUAUGUAAAAUAAUCAUGAUUUAAUUGGAUACUGUAUACAUACACGGUAAUCUCUACCUUACACAGCUUCAUGCUAAACAGUGCUUCUUCCCUGUCUAUCUUUACUGUUUCAUACUCAGACUGAAGUUUCUCCUACCUGCUUCUGCUACAAAUCACAAUAUCAUUCUAAAAGUUGUAGAUCUCACAUUGCUUCCUGUUGAAUAAUGCUAUAGUAUAGUGGAGUCAACCUGCUUUUUGCUCAAUAAUACUCUAGGUCAAUCUGCAUCACUUGACUUGCUUUCAAAGUCUUUAACUGUCUCUGCUUACGUGCAUUGUGUAUGCGCUUGUAGGAAUUCAAAUCCGCCGCCACUUGAAACAGAAGUGCCGUUGCAUGGGAUGUUUGUCACUUAUUCUUGCCAUUUUCAGUUUCAUUCUAGCUAACGAGUUUGAUAUACAUUAUUAUUCAUACCUGUUUGAGAAGCCCACCAUACUAUACUUGCUAGGGAGAAUCUUAUAUACCUUUAGUUUUCAUUUAUAACAUUCAGCCAGUGAUAAAGUAUGGCAUCACUUUAAUGUGCACUAAAAGAGAAUCAACCUUCUCAAGUGAAAACACAUUUUGUGUAUGACUCAUUUCAUUUGUCCUUUACUGACGGGGUAAUGAAUGGCCUGUGUUACUAAUGCUGCGUAACUGUUUGUGUGUAUCAGCGUGUCUGAACAAUAUUUGAGUGUGGACAAAUGACGCAAUAGAAAAAGUGACUUCAAAAAAACGUUUUUCAAGCACGUGUGUGUGCAUGUGCAAAUAAGUCAAUUGUAUAUUGUGAGGCACAGCUAGGUUUUCUUUGUAUCCCAGUUUCCCAUGUGUACUGAGGUUUCUUUGUCUGAGUAAAAUGAAGUGUCAUUCAGAUUUCUUGCGUUCUGUCAUUUUGUCCAAUAUCAGACAUACUCCCUCUUUACACAGGGACCGAUUUGGUUCAAAUGUCUUUAAUCUGAAUCACAGCACUGAAGCCAGAGGAAAACAAUCAAACUUAAGGGGUAAAUAGAUUUUCCAUCUCGUGUCAAAUUCCCCCACAAAAAUCCUGAAGUGUCCGAUACGGUUUCAUCCCAUUCAUCUAUGUACAGUAAAUACAUAUUUACAGUAUUUUCAAAAGCUUUAACAUGUUGCUUAUUUUCAUGCAUUAACUUAUCUUAAUUAGGGUUAAUUUAAACAAUAUAUCAGCGUAGAGUAAUUCAAGCAACAACAAUCCUUACAAAAUGUUUUGCCUUAAGGCAGUCAUUACAGUCCACAAUAACUAAGGUGAAAGCUCAUUCCCAAAGAACUGGAAAGAAAGUAGAAAUAUAACCAGCACUCAGUACAUAGCGAGUGGUUUCAAAGUUGCUCUAGAGUCAAGUCUUCAGUCAUUUUGUUUCCGUUGCAAAAGAGGAAAUGGUUUGCUCGUUCAAACACGUACUACAAAAAGACAAAACAUUUCUGGAACAUUAACACGUAUGAAAUGAAAAGAGUAUGUGGCCAUGUGAAGAACUGCAUUAUCCUAGGUCUAGAUUCAAUCAGAUCAAGCGUUAACAGGCGAUAGCUGACACCCGCAUAGC